Molecule: messenger RNA, 5260 nt
Organism: Bufo gargarizans (Asiatic toad)
Lineage: Eukaryota; Metazoa; Chordata; Amphibia; Anura; Bufonidae
Gene: NDST2
Product: N-deacetylase and N-sulfotransferase 2
Exons: 14
Coding region: 649-3288 (879 amino acids)
Cellular component (GO): Golgi apparatus
Molecular function (GO): heparan sulfate N-sulfotransferase activity; deacetylase activity
Source: RefSeq, a predicted model, not a curated record
AGAAGGAGGGGGCGCUGUUAUUGUUGCCGCUGCUCGCUGCCUGGUUGGCGGAGGCCGGGAGACGAGAAGAACCGGUCCUCGGACACACACAUAAGCUGGGGCGGGAAGAGAAGGGUCACCGGGGCGGAGAACCCGAGGAGAUACUACCGGCUGUGGGAGGGGAUCUCUCCAUCAACUUCCUGCCUUCCGAGGAUUUGUUUUCCCGGAUCUCGGACUGCCUGCUGCUCGGACUGACCCAGAGGGAGGUGGGCGCGAGGCUGGAGGCGCCGCAGGACACAGCCUGACGGCGAAGAUUAAACUGCUGGAUUAGACUCUGGGAGGGAGUCUUUCUUCAGAGGCAGCUCCUUGCCAGCACAAGAGGAAGGAGAGAUGUGAGAAGAGAUUGGGAAUGUAAUCGUGUGGUGGCAAUCUGUUAAGCGGCCCGGAUCGGAGUGCGAAGAAGCAAUGGGAAUUGGAGGCCAUGGUAACCUGACAUAAAUGGCAGGUUGGAGGCGAUCUCACCUCUUUGCGUCCUACUUUUACUGUCUUCUACUGUGCUGUUGCGGCUGCUCCCCCGAGGAACGUGGUGUCUUGUCGUUGUGUAGUCAUAGGCCACACAUCAAGCAGUCUAGGUGAAUGCUGUAGGCAGGUGAGGUUUUUGGCCUCACCAUGGUUUAUCUAUGGAAACUGGUUCGGCACAUGCGACAGCUGGAACUCCACCGAUUGAUCCUACUGUUGAUUGCUUUCAGUUUAGCUUCCAUGUGUUUUUUGGCUUACUAUGUGACCAACAGCCCUAAAAUCAAGGAGCCUCCCCCUUUACCCUUUAGUGACUGCAGCAGUCAGCAGAGGAUUGUGGUUCAGCCCCAAGCAAGCUGGCGGAUAGCCAAAGCUGUGGACACCUCCCGCACUGAACCAGUGGUGUUGGUGUUUGCAGAGAGCAUAUACUCUCAGCUCGGACAGGAGAUUGUGGCUAUAUUAGAACAUGGCCGAUUUAGGUACAGGACAGAAAUAGCUCCUGGUAAGGGAGAUAUGCCAACUCUGACCGACAAAGACCGGGGUCGUUAUGCUCUGAUCAUUUAUGAGAACAUCUUGAAAUAUGUGAAUCUGGAUGCUUGGAACAGGGAACUGCUGGACAAGUACUGUGUGGAAUAUGGAGUUGGGAUCAUUGGUUUCUUUAAAGCCAACGAAAACAGCUUACUAAGUGCUCAGCUCAAAGGCUUCCCGCUCUUCCUACAUUCCAAUCUGGGAUUGAGAGACUACCAUAUUAAUCCUAAUGCUCCACUUCUGUAUGUGACCCGAGCUAAUGAAGUGGAGCAGGGUCCUCUUCCUGGAGAUGACUGGACAGUAUUUCAGUCUAACCACAGCACCUACGAACCUGUACUGUUGGCUAGCACCAAGUCUGCCGAAUCCAUUCCCCAUCUUGCUACGCACAAAGCACUUCAUGCCACUGUCGUGCAGGACUUGGGUCUUCAUGAUGGUAUCCAAAGGGUACUGUUUGGAAAUAAUCUUAACUUUUGGCUGCACAAACUCAUAUUUGUUGACGCCAUUGCCUACUUAACUGGCAAGAGGCUCUGCUUAACACUUGACCGAUACAUUUUGGUUGACAUUGACGAUAUAUUUGUUGGCAAAGAAGGAACUCGAAUGAAAGUAUCAGAUGUUGAGGCUUUGCUGAACACUCAGAGCAAGCUAAGGACUCUAGUGCCGAAUUUCACCUUCAAUCUGGGCUUCUCUGGGAAGUUCUACCACACAGGCACAGAUGAGGAAGACCAGGGGGAUGACAUGCUUCUCAUGCACAGGAAAGAAUUCUGGUGGUUCCCUCAUAUGUGGAGCCACAUGCAGCCUCACUUGUUCCAUAACGUCACUGUCCUCGCAGAGCAGAUGAGGCUCAACAAGCAGUUUGCCCUGGAACAUGGUAUCCCCAUAGACUUGGGAUAUGCGGUGGCACCCCAUCAUUCUGGAGUUUACCCUGUACAUAGUCAACUUUAUGAAGCUUGGCAAUCUGUCUGGAACAUCCAUGUCACCAGCACAGAGGAAUACCCUCACUUGAGACCUGCCCGCCACCGGAGAGGAUUUGUCCACAACAACAUCAUGGUUUUACCCCGACAGACGUGUGGACUUUUCACUCAUACUAUAUUCUACAAUGAGUAUCCGGGAGGUUCGAAAGAGCUUGACAAGUCCAUCCGCGGUGGGGAACUGUUCCUGACCGUUCUGUUGAACCCGAUCAGCAUCUUCAUGACACAUCUUUCUAACUACGGCAAUGACCGCCUGGGGCUUUACACAUUUGAAAGCCUAGUAAAGUUUGUGCAGUGCUGGACCAACCUCAGACUACAGACUCUGCCGCCCGUCCACCUUGCAAAGAGAUAUUUUGAGAUCUUCCCCCAAGAGAAGAACCCACUGUGGCAGAACCCAUGUGGCGACAAGAGGCAUAAGGACAUCUGGUCAAAGGAGAAGACGUGUGACAGGUUGCCCAAGUUUCUUGUUGUUGGGCCCCAAAAGACUGGUACAACCGCCCUGUACUCCUUCCUCAACAUGCACCAGGCUGUCACCAGCAACUUCCAGAGCCCUGUCACCUUUGAAGAAAUUCAGUUUUUCAAUGGUAUAAACUACCACAAAGGCAUUGACUGGUACAUGGAUUUUUUCCCCAUGCCCUCUAAUGCCAGCACAGACUUCAUGUUUGAGAAAAGUGCAAACUACUUUGACUUAGAAGUGGUACCAAAACGCGCAGCUGCUCUCCUGCCCGGAGCCAAGAUUAUCGUCAUCCUGAUUAAUCCUGCCGAUCGGGCCUAUUCUUGGUACCAGCACCAGCGAGCACACAGUGAUCCAGUGGCAAUCAACUACACCUUUGCUCAAGUCAUUAUGGCUGGUUUACAUGCGCCACAUGAACUGAAAAAUCUGCAGAGCCGCUGCCUGGUGCCUGGUUGGUAUGCUACUCACCUGGAGAGAUGGCUGACCCACUACCCAACGAGCCAGCUUUAUAUAGUGGAUGGCCAAGAAUUGCGUAACAACCCAUCUGCAGCCAUGGAUGGUGUCCAGAAGUUCUUGGGAGUGACUCCUCAUUUCAAUUACACACAGGCCCUCAAGUUUGAUGAAGCAAAAGGAUUCUGGUGUCAGGUGAUAGAUAAUGGGAAAACCAAAUGCCUUGGAAAAAGCAAGGGUCGCAGAUACCCAGAAAUGGAGCCUUCGUCCCGGAGUCACCUUGCAGACCUUUAUCGGGAAAACAACAUUGAACUGUCCAAGUUGCUGAACAGACUGGGGCAACCUUUGCCAACAUGGCUACGAGAAGAACUUCAGAAUUCCAGCAGAAGCUGAGUUCGGUCUCCAGAAGGAGAGCUUUCAAUGCAAAACAAGUUGGAGAACGACCUCUCUUGACAAUGUUUUGUGUAUGUGAUUGUCAGCACAACUGUUCAUCGUUCUUUCUGGGAGCAGUUCAUUGCUGUGGAAUGUGGACCCCUUGCACUGCAAUGAUUAACAGAACCAAUCUCACCAUGACUAUGCCUGGAACUGAACAAGCAAAGCCACUGGUUAGAAAUACAACUUAUGUAUUUAAGUGUUAACUGUUUAUAAUGUCAGAUCUUCAGCCCCAAGCAAUGUAAUCACUCAACAUUUAGCCUGUACAGGCCAGGAUCUAAGGGGCAUUAACGGACCUAGCAAGAUUGCAAUUUAACCUCAUUUUCAGAUCCCCUUCCAAUGAUAUUCAUACCUUGGAAGACUGGAUACUUGAUCUCCUGGCUGAAAGGUUUCUUCAAGCUGUGGAAAAAGAGUAUUUAAGUCCAUUUUCUCCCAGUGUAUGUGUGAACAAGCCUCAGAGCUCUCGGUCUUCUCUGUACCAUCCCUGCAAUCAAGUCUUCUUGUACACUAUUUUCCCAUGAUUGCCUACAGGCUGUGAACAUUGAUUUCGCUGGCAUGCUGUGUUGUUACAAAAACAUGGCUCGACUGGUUCCAUUUUGCCUUGUUGAACAGUUAGACUCAGGCAGUGACUCAGCCCUUAUGCCCCGUUAGCGGAGUUGCAGAGCAAAAUCUGUCUGAGCAGAGUGGUAAAUUACCUGUAAAUCUGAUUACUGUCGGCUAGCUGUAUAUCUGAGUGUUUUUUCUGUAUGAAUAUUUUCACACUGGGCUGUCCAUUUAUAAGAACAGCUGAUUGGUAUUUGUCAGGUAAACGCUACAGUAUUAACUCCAUGCAUUACAUGUAAAUAGAUGAAUUUAGUACAUGACUACUAGUUAUGUGCUACAUGUAUUGGAAUAUGAUUUUAAGGUUUUUGGGUUGUUUUAUUUUAAGGGGUAAGUAAAGUGAGAAGACUACAACUCCCAAUGUACCCUUUUAAAGACUAAGUGGAAAAUCCUUGUUGGAUUCUCUGGCUGCUAGGAAGGUCCAGGUUAUUAUCUUCACCCAGUCAUUGCAGCAGUUGGACAGUGGAGGGCAGUGUAAGUUCUUUAGACAUUUAAAAGGGUUUUUUCUGGGAUCAGUAUAGGCAACUCCUAUCAUAUUGGGGGAGUCAGACUCUCAAGGCUGUGGCUGAUCAGCUGUUUUAUCUGAUUAUUAGUGAUAGAGCAGAAUGAGCUAUUUCUUGGUCAGUAAAGAAGAGGCCACAGCCCCUUCAACCAGCUGAUUGACUGGGCUGCCAAGAAUUAGACUCCCACCAAUCUGAUAAUGAAGACCUAUCCUAAAGCUGGGGGAGGGGGAGAGAGAAACCUUUAACCCAAUAAAUGUUAGAUUUUGCACAAUUAACAUUCCAUGAAAUGUUAGAAAUUCCAUGGAUUUGGAUAUUAAUGGAAACAUGUGACCUUUCCCAUGUAGUUAGCAGCACUUUGCUUUUUAUUUUUCUCACACGAGUUUUUAAUCGUCUGUCAUUCCACAGCAAAAGCCUGUGUUUUAAGGUUCAGCUCUACACAAUAUUGUGCGUCUUAACAGAAUAUGAGGAGAGGGAGAGCAGAUGGAUAAGGGGCAUUCCUACACAAGCUUCUUAAGUUAAUCUGUAGGUAUUGUGUAUUUUGUACAAUGGUCCAUUUACUCUUGUAUGUUCAAAUGUAAAUAGUAUGCAAUAUAGUAUUUUAUGCCAUGUACCUUUUUUGAGCGGGUUAGAAAACUGUACAACCAAAUACUUAAACAUAAGGAAAAAAGAUACAUGUGGCAUUUUGUCAACAACCCCUCUGUCCCCCUACUGCACUGGACCCUCAUGUAUUGUGUCAUUCACAUUGAAUGAUGAUAAUGGAGAAAUUUUUGGCUCUCGUAGCUGAACACAUCGAAAUAAAAGCUAGAAGUAGCAUUCGUGGAUUCACUAAA